This is a messenger RNA of Diversispora eburnea, 123 nucleotides long. NCBI's taxonomy places the organism in Eukaryota, Fungi, Glomeromycota, Glomeromycetes, Diversisporales, Diversisporaceae. The record is from the annotation of a GenBank genome assembly.
AUGUGUAGAGGAUUUUGGAUAUAUUCUGAUCGACGUGGAGUUCAUUGUUGGAUUUGUGAUGAACGUGCUCGUAAAUUGAAUAAUGAUGAAAGAAAAGCAAUUGGUGGUGCCCAACAACAUUAA